Molecule: messenger RNA, 3324 nt
Organism: Hordeum vulgare subsp. vulgare (domesticated barley)
Lineage: Eukaryota; Viridiplantae; Streptophyta; Magnoliopsida; Poales; Poaceae
Product: pantothenate kinase 2
Exons: 23
Coding region: 333-3140 (935 amino acids)
Biological process (GO): coenzyme A biosynthetic process
Cellular component (GO): cytosol; nucleus
Molecular function (GO): pantothenate kinase activity; ATP binding
Source: RefSeq, a predicted model, not a curated record
CGCACGCGAGUGCGAGUCCAUCCAUAGUGCUCGCAGGCCAGGACCACGAGUCCACCCAUCCACGCACCCAGUGACGCACGCCGCGAGCGAGGCCGAAGACCGAGGAGCAGAGCCGAUCCCCCCAUCCAUCCCCAACCUGCAGCGUUUCUCCCCACACAAAUUGAGUUGAGAGUUCCCCCUUGAGAUCGAACGAUCGAUUCCGUUUUUGUCUCGCGCUGCUUGGCGAUUUUCGAUCCCCCCAAAGCAGUAGCCGGCAGGUGGGCGGUUGGUGGCGGCACUGAUCCAUCCCCCUCCCCUCCCCUCCCCUCCUACAUCAAAUCCACUGGCCUGGAAUGGCGGCCAAUAAUAGCGGCAGCGAGCCCCCCAUCCCCGAGGACGACGUGAAGCACGAGCCGGAGGCCAAGGGGAAGGCGCCGGCGGCCUCGUCCACCACCACCACCACCACGAUGAACCGCUCCGGCUCGCGCCCGCAGCUCGACCUCAGCGGCGCCGCCAUCCACGGCACCCUCGAGGACCGCAACCCCACCAUCCUGCUGCCCAACCAGUCCGACGACAUCUCCCACCUCGCCCUCGACAUCGGCGGCUCUCUUAUAAAGUUGGUAUACUUCUCACGGCAUGCCGAUCAGCCCACCGAGGAUAAACGCAAGCUAUCCACCAAGAGAAGGCUUGAGAUAUUUACUGGUGCCAGGAGGAGUUACCCGGUUCUUGGAGGGAGGCUCCACUUUGUCAAGUUUGAGACUGGGAAACUAAACGAAUGUUUGGACUUCAUUUCUUCCAAACAACUACACCGGGGCGGAGUUGAUUCACCUUCAUGGCGCUCAGGAGCUCAGCCUGAUAACAUUGUAAUCAAGGCAACAGGUGGUGGGGCAUUCAAGUAUGCUGAUCUCUUUAAGGAAAGAUUGGGAGUCAGUCUUGAGAAGGAAGAUGAAAUGGACUGUCUUGUAGCUGGGGCAAAUUUUUUACUCAAGGCUAUACGCCAUGAAGCCUUUACACACAUGGAUGGCCAAAAGGAGUAUGUGCAAAUUGAUCAGAACGAUCUGUUUCCUUACCUUCUAGUUAAUGUUGGAUCUGGUGUCAGCAUAAUCAAGGUUGAUGGGCAUGGGAAGUUUCAACGAGUAAGUGGAACAAACGUUGGUGGCGGUACAUACUGGGGAUUGGGGAGAUUAAUGACAGAGUGCAAGAGUUUUGACGAGUUACUAGAACUGAGCCAACGUGGAGACAACAGCACCAUUGACAUGCUUGUAGGAGAUAUAUAUGGUGGUCUGGACUACUCCAAGAUUGGCCUUUCGGCGUCAACAAUUGCCUCUAGCUUUGGGAAGACAAUUUCAGAUAACAAGGAGCUAUCUGAUUAUAGACCCGAGGAUAUUUCACUCUCCCUCUUACGGAUGAUUUCAUAUAAUAUUGGCCAGAUCUCCUAUCUUAAUGCACUUCGAUAUGGACUCAAGAGGAUAUUUUUUGGUGGAUUCUUCAUUCGUGGUCAUGCUUACACCAUGGACACCAUAUCUUUUGCAGUACAUUUCUGGUCAAAAGGAGAAGCAAAAGCCAUGUUUCUGCGUCAUGAGGGUUUUCUAGGAGCACUUGGCGCAUUUAUGAGUUACGAGAAGCAUGGUCUUGAUGACUUGAGUGCACAUCACUUGGUUGAGCGUUUCCCAAUGGGUGCUCCAUAUGUUGGUGGGAAGAUUCAUGGGCCUCCUCUGGGGGAUCUCAAUGAGAAGGCAAGGACAUCUAUUUCUUAUAGUUGUUAUCUUUAUGAUUAUGUUGUUUUGAACAUUAAGUUCUGGUCUUUCAAAUUGCCCAACCUAAAGUUAAACCCACAAUAUGAAUCUCGUUCACAUUCGAUAUCAUGGAUGGAGAAGUUUGUGCAGAAGGGUACUCAGAUUACAGCACCUGUACCCAUGGGAGCUCCUGCUACGACAGGCAUGGGAGGUUUUGAAAGGCCUACUUCCAAGGGUGACAUUUUGCGGUCUGAUGCAAGUGCAGCUCUAAAUGUUGGUGUUCUCCAUCUUGUACCCUCAUUGGAUGUCUUCCCAUUGUUGGAAGACCCAAAGACGUAUGAACCAAACACAAUCGAUCUCGACCAUGACGAAUUCAAGUACUGGUUCACCAUUCUGUCAGACCAUCUGCCAGAUCUUGUGGAGAAGGCGGUUGCCAGCGAAGGUGGGACUGAUGACGCGAAACGGCGUGGAGAUGCGUUUGCACAUGCCUUUUCUGCUCAUUUGGCAAGGUUGACUGAGGAGCCUGCUGCUUAUGGGAAGUUUGGUUUAGCCAACCUGUUGGAGUUGAGAGAAGAAUGUUUGAGAGAAUUUCAAUUUUUCGAUGCAUAUGUUAGUAUCAAGCAAAGGGAAAAUGAAGCUUCACUGGCUGUUUUACCUGAUCUACUCAUGGAACUUGAUAGUAUGGAUGAGGAAGAUAGAUUGCUUGCACUAAUUGAAGGUGUCCUUGCUGCGAACAUAUUUGAUUGGGGGUCUAAAGCUUGCGUGGACCUUUACAACCAAGGAACCAUAAUAGAAAUUUAUCGCAUGAGCCGCAAAAAGAUGCAACGUCCUUGGCGGAUUGAUGACUUCGAUACGUUCAAAAGUAGAAUGCUUAAGAAGGAUCAGCCAUACAAAAGAGCACUUAUUUCUGUUGAUAACGCGGGUGCUGAUGUGGUCCUUGGAAUGCUUCCUUUAGCACGAGAAUUUCUACGCCGUGGGGUUGAGGUAGUUCUGGUUGCAAAUUCGUUGCCGGCUUUGAACGAUAUUACGGCUAAUGAACUUCCAGAAAUUGUAGCUGAAGCUGCAAAGCACUGUGGUAUCCUUCGGAAAGCUGCAGAAGCAGGCGGACUGAUAGUCGAUGCUAUGGCUGGCAUCCAAGAUGAUACCAAGGAUGAACCGGCGUCAGUGCCACUAAUGGUGGUGGAGAAUGGAUGUGGCAGUCCGUGUAUUGAUUUCCGGCAGGUUAGCUCGGAGCUUGCAGCUGCCGCCAAGGAUGCUGAUCUGUUGAUCUUAGAGGGCAUGGGGCGGUCACUGCAUACCAACCUGAAUGCCCGUUUCAAGUGCGAUGCUCUGAAGCUUGCGAUGGUGAAGAACCAGAGGUUGGCAGAGAAGCUUUUCAACGGAAACAUAUACGACUGCAUCUGUAAAUUCGAGCCUGUUUCGUGACGGUCCAGAAGACCCGUGGAUAAAUUGCUAUAGAUGGUGUUGUGUUGUACUCAAGAACAUGAAACCACUGUGAUUCUAGCACAGCAGCACCAAAGGUUUAGACAGUGUUAUGUUGUACUCAGUGACCGUGAAAACUCAUUGUGCUAGCACAUGGCAUAUAAGCUAAAAAAAGAUUUAUACUGCA